UCACCAGAGCGUAAAUCAGGUUUAUGCUGUGGACUAAAUGUUCUGACAUGUAGUUAAUUCUGGCAGAUAUGAAUAUGAUUCCGGACUCAUCAAACAAAGUGCCUUGUUAUUUUCCCUACAAUGAUUUACUUCUGAAAUGCAAAAAUCUGGAAACACUUUACUGCACCUUGUUCUUACUUGGCCAAGAAUGAUAACUGUCUGGAAACCAACUUUGAGUACUGAAAUACCUUCAGCCAAUCUAAAAGAACUCAGUUCACACCUUCAUACUGAAAGCACCAAGGUUGCAUCCUCUGAAUAUUUCAACAUGUCAGGUAGGAAAAUAUAGUAGCAAAACAAUUAUCCUGGAAGGGUUAUCUCCUGUGUGAAUGGAGCAGAUAAGCGUAUCUGUGUGGUGUCCUGUGGAAAGAGUGAGUAAGUGGAUGUGUGUGUGAUGGACUCAUGCUGAGUCGGCUUCACAUAACAAACACCUUGUAUGGAAAUACAGGCAAACCUCUAGCACCGAUUUCACUAACACAGCAGGAUGUCCUCUGGUCGAGCUGGAUUCUAAUAUGUUUAUCAGGAUGCCCCUCGGAGGGGGAAACAGGUGUGGCUGUUGCCAGAAGACUGUGUACUUUGCAGAGGAAGUCCAGUGUGAGGGGAAGUAUUUCCACAAGUCCUGCUUUCUCUGUAUGGUCUGCAGAAAGAAUUUGGACAGCACCACGGUAGCUGUACACGUGGAUGAGAUUUACUGCAAAUCGUGCUAUGGCAAGAAAUAUGGUCCAAAAGGCUACGGUUAUGGUGGCGGUGCCGGAACCUUGAGUAUGGACUCAGGUGAAGGACUGGGGAUCAGACCUGUGGAGCAAGCAGCACAUCAACCUACAAACAACCCCAAUGCCUCCAAGUUUGCACAGAAAUUUGGCAGCUCGGAUGUGUGCCCUCGCUGUGGCAAAGCUGUUUAUGCUGCAGAGAAAGUGAUGGGAGCUGGUAAUGCAUGGCAUAAGAGCUGCUUCAGGUGCGCUAAGUGUGGAAAGAGCCUGGAGUCCACCACACUAGCCGAUAAAGAUGGAGAGAUCUACUGCAAAAGUUGCUAUGCUAAAAACUUUGGGCCGAAGGGUUUUGGGUUCGGCCAAGGGGCAGGAGCUCUAGCCCAUGCACAGUAGGAACGCAGUACACAAGACCAAGAGGAUCUGCUUCAGCUUUCUGCUUUGAUUUCUGCAUUUCUACACCUACCACAGAGUCGCACGUGCUUGCAAUUUGCACAUGGAAAGGCUUUUAAACCUUUAACUACUCAUUAUAAAGAGCAUUAUUUUACAAGGGCCAGAUUCUACAAGCAGCAUGACUACACUUUCAACGAUGGGUUUAUCAAACAGAUGACGUUUUCAUACUGUUUUAUAUCUACUGGGGUUUAAAUGUUCUCAAUGAAUCUUAAAAAUAACAGGAAGUUAACAAUCCUUUAAAACUGUUAGAAAAGAGCUAAUUUAUUAAAUCAAUAAAUAUUGCUUACUUGUUCCACUGAGUCAACAGUGAGCCACACUAGUGGUUUAAAACACAUUACCUCACUGUGCAAUACUACACAUUACUACAUAUUACAGUUUAUGCUUCUUUGGGACCUCUCAGAAACGUGUCACAUGUCUAAUAGUGAAGAAAAUAAUUGAGGAGAAACGGUCGUGAUUAUACUAAAACGAUCUCUAUAAACUGCUAUAGCCUUCCUUCACAGAGGCAGGGUAAACAUGUGCAGAUGACCUGAUUGUUUACAUAUGACAUCAUUGAGACAUCAAAAAGCAGAAGUGUUGUUAAUGAACAAUGGGGGAUUAUGUCUCCGAGCCUGUCGGCACCCUGACCGGGAGCAUGCUGCCAUGAAGACACGAAUUAUGGAAUGAAAGACUGAGAGACAUUGAGUGACAGAUUAUCCUGUGUUAAUCUGAAAUGAAAUAAUCCAAAUGCAGGUUUAAGUCUUUAAAUAUACAGCAGAAAUACAGACCUCAGUUAAAAAGAAGGGGAAAACAGUCACUGUGUUUUGUGUGGAAAAAAGUGGAGUGCUUUGCCACCAGAUACACUGUCAUGCAGUUUUAUAAGGAAAUUAUUUUUAAUGCAGAUUUUGGCUUUCAUUUAUGUCUAUCGCUACAAGUCCCAGACAGCCUCUAUAAAGUUUUUUUUUUCUUUCUGAAAAGUGCUGCAUUUCUUAAUGUUACUUCUGUGAUUAGCACUCUGUUCAUUAUAAGUGGUUAUUAACUGCUCAAUGACCUUGCUGGACUAAUGAGGGGGUUUCAAGCUAAAAAUAAAUGCAUUUUUUCCUUUGGAAAUAAUCACA
Molecule: messenger RNA, 2290 nt
Organism: Ictalurus punctatus (channel catfish)
Lineage: Eukaryota; Metazoa; Chordata; Actinopteri; Siluriformes; Ictaluridae
Gene: csrp1b
Product: cysteine and glycine-rich protein 1b
Exons: 6
Coding region: 549-1139 (196 amino acids)
Biological process (GO): muscle tissue development; sarcomere organization
Cellular component (GO): Z disc; nucleus; cytoplasm
Molecular function (GO): actinin binding; structural constituent of muscle
Source: RefSeq, a predicted model, not a curated record